AGAAAUCAAAAACAAUUGCAACACUCAGCAGAAAAGCACGUCCAUUGUUCAGGAAGCAGCGAAAAAAAAGUGCGUCCUCCAUCAGGGAACGAGAAAAAGCCCGCGCAAACCUCCCAAAAUGACCAGCUCCGCCGCCAUCAAACGAGAAUAUUACCAAACGGACACGGCGGUGACCGUGACGGUGCUGUUGAAGAAUGCCACCGAAAAGAACUACGCCGUCGCGUUCGCCCCGGACAAGGUCGAACUGACCGCCGACGGAAUCGAGCCCAUUGUUCUGAACCUGUGGGCCGCCAUCAACGUGGAACGCAGCACGCACAAAGCCUACCCCAGCAAGGUCGAAAUCAAGCUCGCCAAGCUGGAGGGACACCGCUGGGAGGACCUGGAGAAGAAGGUCACGGAAGUGGCCAAACCGCCGCCAAAGAAGACGCACCACGACUGGGACAAGAUCUCGAAGGACAUUGAGAAGGCCGAGGCGGAGGAGAAGCCAGAGGGGGAAGCGGCCGUGCAGGAUCUGUUCCGGAAGAUUUACGCCGAUGCCAACGAGGACACGAAGAAGGCCAUGAUGAAGUCCUUCUACGAGUCGGGCGGUACCGUGCUGAGCACCAACUGGCAGGAGGUUGGUGCCAAGCCCGUCGAGGUCAAGCCGCCAGAUGGUUGCGAGUUCAAGAAGUGGGACUAAGCCAACUUCCGGUUUCGAAUAACCACAUACACAGAGAGAAAGAGAGACAGCAUUACUUCCUUCACGACGCGCCAUUGCCUUUACACGGACACAAAAUCAUUCACUCAUUAACGACAUGUUUCAAACAAAGAUUAAAUCGCGCACUUGCUUGAAAUAAAUUUAAAUGCGUUCUAAGUCACUUUA
This is a messenger RNA of Culex quinquefasciatus (southern house mosquito), 862 nucleotides long. It is a transcript of the gene Sgt1, whose product is annotated as protein SGT1 homolog. The transcript is spliced from 2 exons. Gene Ontology annotation, molecular function: protein-folding chaperone binding. The record is from RefSeq and is a predicted model, not a curated record. Gene Ontology annotation, biological process: protein stabilization. NCBI's taxonomy places the organism in Eukaryota, Metazoa, Arthropoda, Insecta, Diptera, Culicidae. The coding region runs from base 119 to 679 and encodes 186 amino acids.